Ogataea philodendri is the source of this 273-nucleotide messenger RNA. RefSeq lists its product as uncharacterized. Bases 1 to 273 code for a protein of 90 amino acids. The transcript has a single exon. The record is from RefSeq and is a predicted model, not a curated record. NCBI's taxonomy places the organism in Eukaryota, Fungi, Ascomycota, Pichiomycetes, Pichiales, Pichiaceae.
AUGGCCAAGUCAAAAUCGCUUCCCCGUCGGCGAAGCAUUUUGAAUUUGUUUUCCAAAACGGGAAUCACCCUUCAGGUAUUGCUGAUGGUGGCUUUGAGCUUGAUUCUGGUGGAGAUGGCCCAGACAGAGCAGAUCAGACUGGACUCUUCUAAGCUCACAUCCAAGUUCUUCACCUUGGAAUCGGACCCGGAGUGCAGGUUCCGUCCAUUCAAUAUCGAGUCCAUGGUCGCAGUGGUAGCGCUGAACGUGGCAUUCACCAUUAUACUAUGUUAA